This is a messenger RNA of Adineta steineri, 669 nucleotides long. Lineage: Eukaryota; Metazoa; Rotifera; Eurotatoria; Adinetida; Adinetidae. The record is from the annotation of a GenBank genome assembly.
AUGUCAUCGAAAUCGAAUACUAAACCAGACAUUUCACAAGCAACAUCAGUUUCACAACAACUUGCACGUCAAUUAGAAGCAACUGCCGAAUCUGACGAAGAAGAAAUUCCAACAAGUGCUUCUGCUUUAAGUCUUGGUGUACGUGCGCAAAAGAAAUUAUUAAGUAAAUUAUCAUCAAAAUCUGUCGCAAAAAUAUUUAUUGAUGAAACAAGUGGUCGUAUAUUAGAUAAUAUACAUAAAUUAGCACGUAAUUAUUCCGGUAAAAAAGAUGCUGACAAAUUAUUAAAAUCUAUCAUUAAAACAAUUGUUAAAAUGGGUAUUUUAUAUAAAAAUGAUUUAUUUACUGAACAUCAACUUAAAUUAAUUGAUGAAUUUCGUAAUCGUUUUCAUUCAUUAUCAAAAUCUAUUAUAACAUUAUAUGAAGUUGAUUUUACAUUUGAUCGAUCAGUUUUAACACGUAUGUGUAAAGAAUGUCAAGAUUUAACCCAUAAAAUAAUAUCAACACAUUUAACACAAAAAUCUCAUGCUCGUAUCGAUUUUGUUUUUAAUUAUGUAUCAAAUUUAGCUUUUCUUGAAUAUUCAUUUAAUCCAAAUUCAACUGUAAAUCGUGCAAUUAUUAAAGAAAUUGUUGAAGAUAUGCAUUCAUUGAUGGAUGCUGGAUUUCUUUAA